Molecule: messenger RNA, 1104 nt
Organism: Anoplophora glabripennis (Asian longhorned beetle)
Lineage: Eukaryota; Metazoa; Arthropoda; Insecta; Coleoptera; Cerambycidae
Product: serine proteinase stubble
Exons: 6
Coding region: 79-1104 (341 amino acids)
Biological process (GO): proteolysis
Molecular function (GO): serine-type endopeptidase activity
Source: RefSeq, a predicted model, not a curated record
ACGGUGCUUGUGCUGGUGGUGGUCCUAGGGGUGCGCGACGUGAGGACGUUGCCUAACGAGAGGCAGGCGCAUGAACUGAUGCUGCUGGAUAAUCUGGGAAAGAGGGGUGGAGUGUCCGGAAGUGACCAGGAGACCAUCGUGGAGAUGUUAGGGAGAAUGAUUCCGCAGUCCUGCCGCUUUCGAGGUGUCAAGUACGAGUGCGGACUGAGCAUAAGCUGCGUGUUGGGGGGCGGCCGACCUCUAGACCUUUGCUCCGGAGGGAUGAUCUGGGCGUGCUGUGUCGACAGAGAGACGUCCCAUACACCUACUCACCGUCCUGACGUAGGUGUCCUCAAUAAUGCUAGUUGCGGUGAGUUCCACACUAGGAUGAACAGAAUAGUCGGAGGACAUUCUACAGGAUUCGCAUCACAUCCGUGGCAAGUUGCUCUAAUCAAAACGGGAUUUCUGACUAAGAAAUUGGCAUGCGGCGGAGCGCUACUGAAUGAGAGGUGGAUCGUCACAGCGGCGCAUUGCGUGGCCACGACCGCAAAUGGGAAUAUUCGCAUAAGGCUCGGGGAAUGGGACGUGAGGGAUCAAGAAGAGAAACUACCUUACGAAGAAUUCUCGGUAGAGAGGAAGGAGGUGCACCCGUCGUAUUCGCCGUCCGAUUUCAGGAACGACGUGGCGCUCGUCAAACUGGAUAGAAAUGUUAGAUUUAAGCAGCAUAUUAUUCCUGUCUGCCUACCCUCCCCAACCCUGAAACUGCCUGGAAAGAUGGCCACGGUGGCAGGAUGGGGUAGAACGCGGCACGGCCAAGCCACCGUACCCUCGACCCUUCAGGAAGUGGACGUGGAAGUGAUACCAAACGAUCGAUGCCAAAGAUGGUUCCGGGCUGCCGGAAGAAAGGAGGCCAUACACGACGUGUUCCUCUGCGCGGGAUAUAAAGAAGGUGGAAGAGACUCCUGCCAAGGGGACUCUGGAGGACCACUGACGAUAACUGUGGAGGGCAGAAAAACCCUUAUAGGGCUUGUGUCUUGGGGAAUCGGAUGCGGGCGGGAGCAUCUUCCAGGCGUAUACACAAACAUACAGAAGUUCGUGCCUUGGAUAGAUAAGGUCAUGGGCUGA